Myotis davidii is the source of this 1807-nucleotide messenger RNA. RefSeq names its product damage-specific DNA binding protein 2 (gene DDB2). NCBI's taxonomy places the organism in Eukaryota, Metazoa, Chordata, Mammalia, Chiroptera, Vespertilionidae. Gene Ontology annotation, biological process: DNA repair; response to UV. Gene Ontology annotation, cellular component: Cul4-RING E3 ubiquitin ligase complex; nucleus. Gene Ontology annotation, molecular function: protein binding; damaged DNA binding. The record is from RefSeq and is a predicted model, not a curated record. The coding region runs from base 267 to 1436 and encodes 389 amino acids. The transcript has 10 exons.
GGACUUAGGCCAGGCCAGGAAAGCCACCGGAAACGAGCUACCCCCCGCCCCUGGUGCUAUUCCAGGUGCCAGGCACGCCGUGGGGAUGCAAAGAAGAGCAACGAUGUCAGCUGCUGCUUACUGCAUACCCGCUCUGUGCCUUGACAUACCAGAUCUCACUAAACCCUUGCCUCAUCCACCACCAUGAAGACAGUGUCAUGAUCAACUGUUAACAAGUGAAAAAAAACGGCGGCCGGCCCACACUAGUGAAGUUUACUGCCCAGAGCAUGACAGCUGCAAGUUGUAGCAGAAGAUCUGACUCAGGCUGCCUUAGGGAGAGGUUGACUAGCCUGCAGGUCCCACCACAAUGCAGGAGCAUCGUCAGGGCCCUUCAUCACCACAAGCUGGGCAGAACCGCCUGGCCAUCUCUACAGAAGGAUCUCCAGCAGUCCUUUUUGCACUCUCUGGCUUCUUACCGGAUAUCCCAAAAGGCUGCCCCUUUUGACAGGAGGGCCACAUCCUUGACAUGGCACCCAACUCACCCCAGCACCCUCGCCGUGGGUUCCAAAGGGGGAGAUAUCAUGCUCUGGAACUUGGGCAUAAAGGACAAGCCCACCUUCAUUAAAGGGAUUGGAGCUGGAGGCAGCAUCACUGGGCUGAAGUUUAACCCUCUCAAUACCAACCAGUUUUUCACCUCCUCCAUGGAGGGAACAACUAGGCUGCAAGACUUUAAAGGCAACACUCUCCAAGUUUACACCAGCUAUGACACCUGCAACUUCUGGUUUUGCAGCCUGGAUGUGUCCGAGAAAAGCCGAGUGGUGGUCACAGGAGACAAUGUGGGGAACGUGAUCCUUCUGAACAUGGACGGCAGGGAGCUUUGGAACCUGAGAUUGCACAAAAAGAAAGUGACCCAUACGGCCCUGAACCCAUGCUGUGAUUGGUUCCUGGCCACGGCCUCUGUAGAUCAAACAGUGAAAAUCUGGGACCUGCGCCAGGUUAAAGGGAAAUCCAGCUUCCUCUACUCACUGCCACACAGUCAUCCUGUCAACGCAGCUCAUUUCAGUCCUGAUGGAGCCCAGCUCCUGACCACCGACCAGAAGAGUGAGAUCCGGGUUUACUCUGCCUCCCAGUGGGACAGCCCACCAAGCCUGAUCCCACAUCCUCACCGCCACUUCCAGCACCUGACACCCAUCAAGGCAUCCUGGCAUCCACGGUACAACCUCAUUGUUGUGGGCAGAUACCCAGAUCCUAAUUUCAAAAGUUGUUUCCCCCAUGAAUUAAGGACAAUCGAUGUGUUUGAUGGAAGCUCAGGGAAGUUGAUGCAUCAGCUCUAUGACUCAGAAUCUUCUGGUAUCAUUUCGCUCAAUGAGUUCAAUCCUAUGGGGGACACACUGGCCUCUCUGAUGGGUUAUCACGUUCUCAUUUGGAGCCAGGAGAAAGCUGGGAUAUGGAAAUGAGAGACAAUAAUGAAGGUGUGGGCCAAGCAAGGACUUGGAGCCACAUGAGAACAAGUCCUGUGAGAAGAGGCAGCUAUGUGUUAAAGGACCAAGGUAUCCAAGUCUUAGGGCUGGAGCGAGGAUGCUGUGGCAUGGGAUGCUGUAAGGCUGGGACACUGGCUACGUUAUUGCUCUGGACUUAGCUCCGAAACUUACCCAGAGUUGGCGACACAGCUCCCCAGGCUCCCUGCUAUUUCGAGCUUGGAACCAAGCUCCUUCUGGAGCCAAGGGGCUUUUCUCCUCCCUGACGUGUGGUGGCAGAGUGAUCAGGUGGUGGUUUUGUAUUUGUGCUCACUAUUGACAUGGCCAAUAAAACUAUAUAUACCCAAUGA